AGGACUGGGCCAGAAUUGAAGCACAAAGGGUAUGUGAAAAGCCAGCGCCACACCAUCCAAGUGGAUUAUAUCUCAUACUUGGAUGAAAUUGCCAGCCUGGCAGGGUUCAAACCCAACCUGCUGUCUCUCUUCCUCAUGGAUACUAAGCUAGCCAUGGAGGUUUUCUUUGGCCCAUGCACACCAUACCAGUACCGCCUGAGGGGGCCAGGAAAGUGGGCUGGAGCCAGAGAAGCCAUCCUGACCCAGAGAAAGCGGAUCACCAAGCCCCUGAAAACCAGGAAUGUGGAGGACUCUACCAACCAGUCCUUGGGGGCCAUCUCGCAGUCGGUCUAA
Molecule: messenger RNA, 333 nt
Organism: Alligator sinensis (Chinese alligator)
Lineage: Eukaryota; Metazoa; Chordata; Crocodylia; Alligatoridae
Product: dimethylaniline monooxygenase [N-oxide-forming] 5-like
Exons: 3
Molecular function (GO): N,N-dimethylaniline monooxygenase activity; NADP binding; flavin adenine dinucleotide binding
Source: RefSeq, a predicted model, not a curated record